AUGGCUGACAGUGACCAUGUCUCGAUCGUCGAUGCGACGGACGAGAGUGAAGAUGAUGAAAUGAACGAUUUGGACAUGAAUGACUUGGAGGCAUCGGAUGUGAUUGACGAACCGACGACUCGUCGACGCGGUCGCUCGGACCAUUCGGCAAGUCGAAGUCGCAGUCCUCCCAAACACUCGAGCAGCGGCAGUUCGCGGUUUCGACGCACAUCGACGGCGCCCCGUACAGCCCAAGCCAAUUUAUGGGAAUCGCGACAAGAAAAACAAGUCGAUCAGAGUGUCAAUUUAAUGGAAACGGCGACAUUUGAUGCAACACCGCAACGAGGGAUUCGUCCCGGCAUGUCGUCGGUCCGACAAAAGUCCAUGGUGGAUAUUUUCCUGAGUUCCGACGAACCACAAAGUCGCGGUUCGAAUCAUAGCUCGGAUCUUUAUGCCACGGAUUAUCAUGGCAACAAUGGUCGCGUUCGAAAAUGGAGAUUUUUCCUCUUCUUUGUCGCGGCUAUUAUUGUCAUUGUCGUGCUGGUAGUGGCCGUGCCGCAAUUUGGAUUGAUCCAUUCCAUGACUAGCAGUGACGAAAGUGACAAUAACAGUGAAAACCAAAAGACCACCAAUCCACCGACAAAGUCACCCACGGCAGCUCCCGACGAAGAAGAAAUUGAAGAAGAAGUGUCACUCCCAGCUGGUAUCACUCCACCGAAAGAAGAUCGCCCAUUGCCCGAACCAGAUGUAAAUCCCGUCACGGAAGAAGAAUUGGCAGAGGAAGAAUUGGACUUGAACAAUGUUCCACAAACCAGUCGGCUCAAAGCGUUUGAAUUUUACGUGGUCGAUCAGGAUGUCACCGACCCGGCGCAACUCGAAAUCAUGGGAUCACCGGCCAAAAAGGCACUCCAUUGGAUUACCCAAAAAGAUCCCGCGCAAUUGGAAAUUCCAGGAUUGGACGGCGAUAUCGAAGUCUCCAAUGCCCAGGCCGAAUAUGCUCUCUUGCAACGAUAUGCGCUCGCGGUGUUUUAUUAUUCGCAACAAGCGGCUUCGAGUUCUACUAGUGACAAUUCGGGGGGAAGGCAAUUGCAAAAAGACCCGGAAAAAUCCGAAGCAUUAGCCAAUCGAGAAGCAUUCGACACGACGUGGUUAUCGGCCAACCCCAUUUGCAUGUGGCGGGGGAUCACGUGUGCCGAAGAUUUCGAAUCGGUACAAGAAAUUGACCUAUCGCAACACUUGUUACAAGGCAGUAUUCCCCGCGAAUUAUUGGUGGGUGCCGCCAUGCCCUUUUUGACCCAUAUCCAUUUAACCGAUAAUCAACUGGCGGGACCCUUGCCACAAGUGACGGCCCAACGGGACAAUGCCGGAUCGUCCUUGGGGGUAGCUCCGCACAAGUCUCAAUUGCGGGUCAUGAAACUGGAUCGGAAUCAAUUGACAGGGAGUUUGGAACAUGUCCUGUCGGAUUCCUAUCCACAAUUGAAACAAUUGCAUCUCUCCAACAAUCAAUUGACCGGAUCCAUGCCACAACAGAUUCGAUAUUUGAAAUUGUUGGACGUAUUGGACGUGAGCAACAACAAACUAUCCAGCUCGCUGCCUGCGAGGAGUCUUGGAAGAUUGACGUCAUUGAGGGUACUCGAGUUGGGAAGUAACGGGUUUACGGGCGAGUUGCCAGCAGCCUUCGGGACGUUAACAAACUUGGAGGUGUUGUCGUUGACAGCAAAUCAGUUCAAAGGAUCCAUUCCAUCGAGUUAUGGAGAUCUGACAAACCUGGAAAAGCUAGACCUUGAUGGUAAUGCAAUCGCGAAGAGCGUUCCAACGCAGCUGGGACAACUCGAGAGGUUAUGGAGAAUGCAGGUAGAUGGAAACAGUCUCACUGGUGAAAUGCCAGAAGAAGUUUGUGCUCUGCGGACUGCUGGGGCAUUGCGCUUCCUGGAGGCAGACUGCACUAGUGGGGAUAUCACGUGUGAAUGUUGUACCGAGUGUUACUAA
Molecule: messenger RNA, 1968 nt
Organism: Seminavis robusta
Lineage: Eukaryota; Bacillariophyta; Bacillariophyceae; Naviculales; Naviculaceae
Source: the annotation of a GenBank genome assembly